ACAUCUUAUCAAAUCUCUUGUUUAGACUGGAUACGAUACUAAAGUGAUAUAUACAGAAGUAUAUUUCUGUUUUGGACGGUACAUAUUAUAACACUUUAAUUAUAAGUACAUUUAGUUUCUUCUCACAGAGUGUCAAAAGGUAUGCACUUGUUAAUUUUAGUAGUGUUUGCGUCGCUUUUGAAUCUGGUUAGUGGUUGUGAAGAGUAUGCGGAAUGCACACUGCCUGAUGGUCAUGUGGGACUGUGUUAUGAAAAGAAGUGUUUAAGACAAGUCGAUGAAGAUCCAAGAAAGAACCUGACGCUGACAAUUGCAGUCAAGUACCCGGAGACUGUUUUACGGAACCAUGGAAAAACAGCACUAUACAUAAGAGGGAAUGGACUCGGGCUGCUUUGGCUGAAGGGCAAACGACUAGCAAAGACUGGAUUUGAUACGUGGGGAAUCAACAUCACAUAUGAGGCAUCUCCAACCGGAUAUCAGUGUCAAACUUGUUUUGACGAUGCCAAUCUGCCUAAUAAAAAGCUUGAAUACCGUAUACUGGCAGACGACCUCGACGAUAUGCUUGGCGCUAAUUUUGCCAUUACCUUCCCAGUAUCUCAAACAUCUUCGUACUUCGGCGAAAAACCUACCUUCACUUCAUAUCCAUGGUUCUUCGAGAAAACUGGUGUAAUCACAAGUUAUGUGUUAAAUUCUUCGUACAUUGGCGGGGAGAGAAAUAUAACGCUAUACACACCUCCUAGCUAUAAUGAAAAUACGUAUAAAACAUAUCCUACAAUCUUCGUUUUUGAUCUCAGUCUUCAGUUGGCUAAAUUCUUCAAGAGAAAUUUCGAAAGUCCUAUCUAUCCACAUGCUGUAUCAGAAGAGUAUGCAUUAAUAGGUUUUGGUGAUUACAAAAAUGAUGGACUUGAAAGGGGGGAUCUGCUCACACAAGAUGUUAGUCCAUUUUAUUUUGACUGUAUAAACGGCACAUUUACAGACAACUGUGAUGGUUGUAUUCCAGCAGGCAUUACUACUAACCAAACUGAGUUUUUCAGAUAUCUUGCAAAUGGCUGUGGAAAAAAGUCCAUUGUCGGAGGACUAGGAGACAACACGUUAGAUUUUUUAGAGAAAGAAGCUCUCACGUUUGCUAACAAACUGGCUUCGUCAAGAUUACGAACUGAUAAUUUAGGUGUUAUGGGAUAUUCGCUAGGAGGACUGAUGUCUUGUUACGCUAUUUGGACACGCCCUCACGUGUUUUCAUUGGCUGCCUGUCAGUCACCUUCUUUCUGGUGGCCAUAUAAGGAUUCGUCAUUUGAUGCCGAUUUCGAUUUCUUGAACAAAACGUUGAAAGAUCCAGUGUUCCAAACAAAUCGUCCGGAACAAAAGAUUUAUCUAGACGCUGGAGGAGCCGAAAACCUUGAUCCGUUCAGACUUACACAAUCUACAGUAGAGGCUGCUCGCAUCAUCACAAGUUAUAAACAUUAUAAAUUAGACAAAAAUGUCUGGGUGAACGUAGAUCCAUAUAAAGAUCACAAUUUCAUAGAAUGGGCAAAACGGAUGGGACUAGCACUUACAACACUUCUACCGGCUGGCGGAACAACGGGCAUGCCAUCAAAUGAAGCUGCACCUGUCGGUUAAAUACAAACAUUGUAAAUAAUUCUGGGUUUUGUUUUAUAUUUCAAGAGAUGAGAGUCGGUGAGGGUAGGAAGAAUAUAAUGUUAUAAAAUGUUUUAAUUAGCUAAGAAAAGUCUAUUCAAAAUUAUUGUACGGAAUCCUUGUCCUGGUCAUAACAUGUUAUUUGACAAUGAUUACACUUUAAAUUAAAAUAAAUACGUAUAAUAGCAUUGUAUCUGUCAUCCUAUCUUCAAAGGUAACCAUGGAAAGAACUAAAUGACCUUAAUACAUUACAUUUUCUUAUCUAAGUCAUAACAUUGUUACUCUUAAUCCAAAUUUAUUUAAUCUUGAUACAUGUAUAUAUCACUAAAUUGUGAUGUGUACUGCACAAAAUCUGCCGACAUAUAGUCAGUUACAAAAGGAUGCUAAUAUAUGAUACAAUUAUGUACAGACUUUUCAGCUGUGUAAUAUAAUGUGAUAAACUGGCGUGUAUCGGAAAUGACAAAAAAAGCACCAAGGUAAGAUUGUAAAUAUAUAGUUUAAACUUUAAUUACUAACUGUGGCGUGUGAUCCUAAGAAUUCAUCUACCAUCUCUGAGUCAUGGUUAACUCUUGGAGACGGAAGUAUCAUUAUACUUUCUUGUAUUUUUACUACUCAUCUAUUUGUUUUAUCUUAAUUCUGGUGAAGCAUUUAUCAGAAAUGUGGGAGAUACGAGUGUCAUGAUGGCCCUAUAUCGUUCACCUGGGUCACCUUGCACACGUUAUUGAACUAAAAAGGUUUGACAUUGACCUUUGAGUAGAAGGGGUCCUCUACCAGUCAAGACGUACCUCCCUAUUAAGUGUGAAGAUCAAGGCAAAAUAGUUCGCCAGUUACUUUUGACCUUUGACUCAGUGACCUCAUAGUCAGUUUGGGACAUCUAAUUGGUCAAGAAAAACAUCUCUAAAUUUGACGGGUUCAAGGCCCAAGCGCUAACCCGUUAUUUAACACAAAAGGUUCGACCUUGACCUUUGACCAUUUAAUGACCUCUGCCAGUAAGGGUCAUCUUCUAGGCAAGACUCCUUAACUCCCUAUCGAUUUGGAACACUUCGGGGCCAUUUAAGGAACAUGACAAAUUUGACCUUGACAUUUGGCCCAUUGACCUCCAACUUCAGAGGUCAAGCGGUCUAUGAAAAUAAAUAAUCUUAGUCCCAAUGCUUUGGGAAGCUAAACAAUACCCUCUUUACACCACCUGAACGAAAUAAAGACAUGUAUUAAAGCUGUAAAAUGGCCAUAAAGAACCCGACUGAGUAAAAGACCUGUUACUAAAAAACAGUCGCAGUUUUACAGCUGUAAAAUUGAAAAAUAGUUACCACCCCUGUAAGAACAAGAGCCACGUUGGACAUGGCCAAUCCCCCCACCGAAGCAAAGUUUUCAUCUGAAAUGUUGUGAAAUAAAUUAAUUUUUUUGUACUGAAGUAUACACAUAUCAGUUAGAGGAGCUUGUUUAUUCAUGGUCAUAAACUUAAUGUCCUCUAUCAUUGUGUGAAGUAUUAGUUUAAUAAAGAGAGAUAACUAAAAAAAAAAUAGGCAUGGUAGAGUUACGGUUCUUGUACUCUACACUUCCCCUUACUAUUCUCUAUCCAUGUAUGCAGUUGCAAUGAAAUCCCUCGAGUACUUUUAGAGUUAAGCCCCGGACAAGUUAAUUUAGUAAAGGGAGAUAAUUAAAAAAUUUGGCAGGGUUAUAUAUAAUAUGGUGUUUGUACACUACACUUCCCCUUAAUGUCCUGAAAAGUUUACUUUCAUGAAAAGUUAGCUGGUAUCAUGAAACUUUAUCUGGUAUGUUGUGGCAGUAUAAAGCACUAACUAGCAACAUUUUCAUGUUAAUAUCUUUAUCUUGCAUACAUGAAAAAUUUAUCUGUUUUCACGAUAUUUUUAAGUGUUCAUGUAAACCUUCUUUAUUUUGCGAGAAAGCUUUAAUGAAAACUAAUAGUUAAGUGGUGGCACCACGUAGCUACACUUUUCAGCAACAUUGUAUAUUAUGUGAGGUCAUAGUUCACGUUCCAAGUUCCGUACGGUCGUUAUCUCUAGCAUAUGGUGACCAGAUAUAAGGAGUGAACUUUGUUUGAUAAAACUUUAAUUCUGUUAAGUACAGUAACGAUGAAGCAGGUGUACUUAAUAUGUUUCUUUGUAGGUCUUUUUGGACUGUCACACGAAUCGUGUUUUCGUCACUUAUUCCAAAGUGAUUUUUGUACAUUUCCAAAUGGCAUAACAAUUCCAGUAAAUGGAGACUUGAGAAUCAGUGAAAAAUGUCUAGAUUGUUCAUGUUCGACAUAUAGUUCUGGACAAAAUAUAAUGACCUGUUGCGGAUAUGGAAUAUAUGCUGGAGUAAUGGUUCCCCCAAAAGGAUGCAAAAUAAUUACUGAGGCAGAUGGAUGUACUCCCAAAAUCGUUUUACUGACAGAUGAGUCAACACUGUGUCCACACAAAUAGCUAGAACGAAAAGAAAUUGCGUUAAAGUAAUUUGGUGAAGAAAUUGAUAAAGUCAAACACUAAA
Messenger RNA from Mercenaria mercenaria, 4122 nucleotides. RefSeq lists its product as uncharacterized. The record is from RefSeq and is a predicted model, not a curated record. The coding region runs from base 142 to 1614 and encodes 490 amino acids. NCBI's taxonomy places the organism in Eukaryota, Metazoa, Mollusca, Bivalvia, Venerida, Veneridae. The transcript is spliced from 4 exons.